AUGCCUUUUGUCAAAGAUUUUACUCCAAUUGCCUUAAACGACACUAACUUAUUCAAGCCAAUCAAGAUUGGUAACAUCGAACUACAACACAGAGCUGUUAUGCCUCCUUUAACCAGAAUGAGAGCUCACCAUCCAGGUCAUAUUCCAAACAAGGACUGGACUGCUGAAUACUACGACCAGCGUUCUCAAAGACCAGGUACUUUAAUCAUCACCGAAGGUGCCUUCAUCUCCGAACAAGCCGGUGGUUACGACAAUGCUCCAGGUAUCUGGUCUCAAGAACAAGUUGAAGAAUGGAAGAAGAUUUUUGCCAGAAUUCACAAGAACAAGUCCUUCGUCUACGUCCAAUUAUGGAACUUGGGUAGACAAGCUGAACCAGCCGCCAUGGCCAGAGAUGGUUUGCGUUACGAUUCUGCUUCCGACGAAAUUUACAUGGAUGAAGAAAAGGAAUCUUCCGCUAAGAAGGCUGGUAUCAAGCAACACGGUAUUACCAAGGAUGAAAUCAAGCAAUACAUCAAGGAAUACGUUCAAGCUGCCAAGAACUCUAUUGAAGCCGGUGCUGAUGGUGUUGAAAUUCAUAGUGCAAACAGUUAUUUAUUAAACCAAUUCUUAGACCCAAUUUCCAACAAAAGAACUGACGAAUAUGGUGGUUCAAUUGAAAACAGGGCCAGAUUCGCAUUGGAAGUUGUCGACGCUUUAGUUGAAGCCAUUGGUCACGAAAGAGUUGGUAUCAGAUUCUCCCCAUAUGGUACCUACGGUACCAUGUCUGGUUCUGCUGAACCACUCAUUGUUGCUCAAUAUUCUUACAUCCUAGGUGAAUUAGAAAAGAGAGCUAAAGAGGGCAAACGUCUAUCUUUCGUCCACUUGGUUGAACCUCGUGUCACUAACCCAUUCUUAACCGAAGGUGAAGGUGCUGAUGAAGAUGGUACUAAUGACUUCGCUUACUCUAUCUGGAAGGGUCCAAUCAUCAGGGCCGGUAACCUUGCUUUACAUCCAGAAAGUGUUAAGACCUUAGUUGCUGACAACAGAACUUUAAUUGGUUACGGUAGAUUCUUCAUUGCCAACCCAGAUGUCGUCGACCGUUUAGAAAAGGGUUUACCAUUGAACAAAUAUGACAGAAAUACGUUCUACGCCAUGUCUGACAAGGGUUAUCUAGACUACCCAACUUAUGCUGAAGCCAUCAAACUAGGCUGGGACAAGGAAUAA
Molecule: messenger RNA, 1203 nt
Organism: Kazachstania africana CBS 2517
Lineage: Eukaryota; Fungi; Ascomycota; Saccharomycetes; Saccharomycetales; Saccharomycetaceae
Product: alkene reductase
Exons: 1
Coding region: 1-1203 (400 amino acids)
Molecular function (GO): NADPH dehydrogenase activity; FMN binding
Source: RefSeq, a predicted model, not a curated record